GUAUCAGCUGAGGUGGGAAUUAACAGCCCCCAUCAUGCCCUUCAUCCCUUGUAACUCCACCCCUAGCUUUGAGCUUUCCCCGGAUGGAGGAGCCACAGGAGCCUCGGUUGACUCGUUGAUGAGCCAGACUCAAGUUGCGAUCGCUGUCAUCAAGCACAGGAUAUAGUUCACAUCGUUGUUCCAGCACUCCGGUCGGACGUACUUCUCUGCGUUUCGCGACUGUACAUUACCCUGUACAAACAGCCAUUGUCACAACUGACCCGUCAUGUCCUCAUAAUCGCACCCAGUCGACCGCCAUGUCCUCCCCGAAGUCCCGUCUGGCCAACCUGGUCGGGCAUUUCCUUCCCUCCUCUACCUCUUCUUCUGAAGGCAAAUCCAUCGACGAUCUGGUAGUCGACGGCCGCAAGGUCGGCAGUUCGUCGUGGUACAAUCACCACACUCUUUCUCCUUGCUUCUUUCUUCCUCGCGCAGCGGCCAUCGAACCCAAUGCGCUGGCAAUUUAUCACCGAACCUCGAACAACAAGAUCCUGCGGCGGACGUAUAUCGAGUUCGCUGAUCGCGCUCGAGGAUUCGCAUAUUACGUGAAAAAGAAGGGGUACAAGAGGGUCGGAAUAUUGUGCACAAAUACGCCUGCUUUCCUCGAGGCCAUCUAUGGUAUUGGAGGGGCAGGUGCGAUCAACAUCGCCAUCAAUUAUCGCUUGAAAAAGGACGACAUUGCGUACAUAUUCGAUCAUGCAAAUGCAGACGCGAUCAUAGUGGAUGCCGAGUUCGUCGAUCUUCUCGACGAUUACAGGCAGAAACAUCCUGAAGUGCCCAUAAUUAUCGACUCCGACACGGACGCCGUGGAAGGACAGCUAUGCGGACCCUUCGAUGAAGCCGUGUUGGAAGGUCUUCAGUAUGAUCACGAGCAUGGUGCUCACGGCUGGGAAGGCCUUGAGGCACAGGCACCCGACGAGCUCGCGGUCAAUGCACUGGCAUAUACAUCUGGAACGACUUCCCGACCCAAGGGUGUUGAAUACACCCACCGCAGCUGCUACCUGGCAGCCUUGGGUAAUGUUAUCGAAUCAGGCCUCGCCUAUCAUGAUGGAGACCGUUGCAAGUAUCUGUGGACGUUACCCAUGUUCCACGCCAUGGGCUGGACGUUUCCUUGGGCGGUAACAGCAGCAAGAGGAACACACUAUUGUCUGCGAAAGAUUGAUUACCCCGAGAUAUGGAGAUUGCUGAAAGACGAGGGUAUCACGCAUUACUGCGCUGCGCCAACGGUAAAUACCCUGCUCUGCGCAGACUCAAAUGCAGUCCAACUGCCAAAGCCAGUGCGGGUGACAGUCGCAGCAAGUCCACCAACAGCCCAUUUGUUCGAGCAGAUGACCAAUCUCAAUUUGCACCCGGUGCAUGUCUAUGGAAUGACCGAGACCUAUGGUCCGAUCACGAAAGGAUAUAUGAUGCCUGAGUGGGACCAGCUCCCCAAUGUCAAGGACAAAUACGCCAAGAUGGCUCGUCAAGGACAUGGAUUCGUCACUUCCCUACCUUGCCGAGUGAUCAAAACCGAGGUACCCGAAGGGACCAUUGUGGAUGUCGAGAAGAAUGGCAAAGAGAUUGGCGAAAUAGUCUUUAUCGGCAACAUUUGUGCAAGAGGGUAUUAUAGAGAUGCAGAAGCAACCAGGAAGUUGUUUUCCGGUGGCGUCUUACAUUCGGGUGACUUGGCUGUAUGGCAUGAGGAUGGAGCCAUCCAGAUUCUGGACAGGGCCAAAGAUAUCAUCAUCUCCGGCGGUGAAAAUAUCUCUUCCGUCGCUCUAGAGUCCCUGCUUGUCACCCAUCCUGACAUGCUCGAAUGCGGCGUUGCGGCUGUCAGCGACAGCCAUUGGGGUGAACGGCCAAAAGCCUUCAUCACAGUCAAGCCGGGUUCGAAAGUCACGGGCGAAGAUAUCAUCAAAUGGGCACGGGAACAUCCAGGAAUCAGCAGGUUCAUGGUCCCACGCGAGGUUGAGAUCGUCCCUGAGCUGCCCAAAACGAGUACAGGGAAGAUAAGGAAGAACGUCUUGAGAGAGUGGGCGAGAGGCGCAAAGAGAGGAGGAGAAUAGACAACUCUGAGGAGAUUUUGGACAUCUCAUAAGAAUCCAUGCCGUGAUUCCCCAUUGUUGAACUUCGCGCAGGCGUUGUCGUGGUAGCGAAUGUCGAUAUCUUCCGUCGCAGCCUUGAAGCUGCGAAUUGUUCACUAGAAGCAGGUAUGGAAUGCCAUGGAUAUCAGCAAGUCUCUGGUGGAAUGACCGAAACUUGCAUCCUGUGAGAAUGCACGAACAUGUCCUCAAGAUCAC
Exophiala xenobiotica is the source of this 2315-nucleotide messenger RNA. RefSeq lists its product as uncharacterized. The record is from RefSeq and is a predicted model, not a curated record. Bases 297 to 2081 code for a protein of 594 amino acids. NCBI's taxonomy places the organism in Eukaryota, Fungi, Ascomycota, Eurotiomycetes, Chaetothyriales, Herpotrichiellaceae. The transcript is spliced from 2 exons.